Molecule: messenger RNA, 1995 nt
Organism: Yamadazyma jaroonii
Lineage: Eukaryota; Fungi; Ascomycota; Pichiomycetes; Serinales; Debaryomycetaceae
Source: the annotation of a GenBank genome assembly
AUGACAAACUUAUCUUUGUCAGAUUGCAGCCAAGAUAGAUUGAGAGUAUUUGGAUUUUGGUACACUAGAGAGUUUGUUCCGCUUCUUGGUGCUCUUACGAAUAACUUGAGCAAACCACCUGGUCAUUUCAAUACUACCUGUAGUCCUUUGAGCCCACUCUUCCGUGCCAUUUCCAAAACACGUACCUCCUACUCAUCUCAUGAUUCUAUUAUCAUCAACAUCAAGUCGCACCUCAUCUCUGAAAAUAAACAAAUGAAGGACAAAAUAAGUUUUGAGGAACUUGAUCAGAUCAUCAAAAGUUCUAUAAAUAAUGAAGCCAUAGAUCCUGAAUUGGAGAACCAGACUCCAGAACCUGAAUCUGAGAAAAGAAAAGCCGAAGAAACUGAUGAAGAAAGUAACAAAAGAACCAAAUCAAUGGACUUAUUAGAUUUACAAUUCCAGAAAGACCAACAAUCACAAUCACAAUCACAAUCAGAACAACCGAAAUCUCCUGAACCUCAGCCCAAAGAACCCGAUACUGAUAAAGAUAAAACUGUCAUACAUGAAGGAAUUGAAAUACCGGCGGAUUCUGAAUUACUCAAUUCAAAUUCUGCCUAUACUUCAUAUACUGAAGCAACCAAUUUCACUCAAAUCCCUGUGACGAGGAAUUCACAUCUUUCAGCUUUACCUUUACCAAUCAUAUCGCCAGAUAUAUCACCAAGAAUUCAAUUAUUAAUUCAAACAUUACCAACUUUGGAUAAUCUUUCAACUCAAUUACUUCGAAUCUUCACUAUUGGUCCAUAUCAAGAAGUUAUAGAAUUGGCAUCUAAUUUGGAAAACCCUAAAGGUGCUACUUUUAGAGAUUUGACUUCGAUUUUUGAAUUCACUAAGAAAUUAUAUUCUGAUGAUCCUUUCUUAUCAGUUACUCAUAUAAUACCCAACUUAUCUAAUGAUGUACAAAUGACAAAUUUUUUCAAGAACUAUCAACAAAGUAUUGAAUCCACAUUAAGGAAAGUUAACUUAUCCACUUUCCUUUUAGCUACUUUAGGUAUAAUUGAAGUAGGGUUUUAUUAUUUAAAUGAAUCUUUCUUGAAUAUCUUUUGUCCCUUGGAUAGUAUAGAUCCUGAAACGACUAUUUGUCAAAUGAACACUAAGAUAAUCCAAGGUAAUGCAACCAUUGAAACGGACAAAAUAGGAAAAAUCUUCAAACAUCAAGCAAUUCUUUAUUUAGAAUUGAAAACUCAAGCCUAUAUUUCAGCCAUUGAAGCAGGAGAUAAAUCUCGUGAAGAAAUUCUUGAUGAUAUUUUACCAUCAAAUCUAAAAGAAAUUUUAGUAGAGAAAAGAGGUACUAAAAUAUUGAAUCAAUCAGAACAAGAAUUUAUUGAUAGAUGUAAAGCUAGAAGAACACUGUUAUUAAAUCAUCAAGAUGAUUCAACAUUAUCACAAGAAUUUGAAUGGUUCCAAUUUUUAAAGAAUUUGUUCGAAUUCAUAAGUAAAAAUAUGGCAUUCUUAAUUUGGGGGAAUAAGAAAGUUUCAAAUAUUCAGGAUCUCAAAAGUCUCCAAGAUGUCACAUUAUCUUCAACCAAUCAUCCUACAACCACGUUACCACCACCACAAUCUUAUAGUCAUCCAAUACUGAAUGAAGUUUAUGAUCCUCGAGAAGAUUUAUUACCAUCGGAAAUCCAACAACGUCAAUUACAAUUGACUAAUGGACCAGGUCCAAAGAGUAGAAUAUCAUCAAGAAGACCAUGGACUAGAGAUGAAGAAAAAGCUUUAAGACAUGCAUUAGAAUUAGAAGGUCCUCAUUGGUCUAAUAUUCUUGAAUUAUUUGGUCCUGGAGGUCAAAUUAAUGAAGCUUUGAAAAAUCGUACACAGACUCAACUUAAAGAUAAAGCAAGGAAUUGGAAAAUGUUCUUCUUGAAAUCUGGUUUACCUGUACCGCAAUAUUUGCAAAAAGUAACAGGUGACUUGGAAAGGGAUGAUAGACAUAGGAGGAAGAAGCUCGCGAAAAAAUAG